This is a messenger RNA of Peronospora matthiolae, 558 nucleotides long. Lineage: Eukaryota; Oomycota; Peronosporomycetes; Peronosporales; Peronosporaceae. The record is from the annotation of a GenBank genome assembly.
AUGAAUAUGUUAGAUGAUGAAGAUGACCAAAGCUUUCACGCUACGCGUGACGGCUACUCCCAUUUGAGCGAUGUCGAGUGGGACGCGGUUGAACGAAUGGGAUCAACCAUGGGCAUCCAUGCUGUUUGCGUCAUGCUAGAGGCUCUCAAUAGAGCUGCCCAACAUGCUACUAUCGCCAAGUUCAUUCAAAAUGAACUUGAAGCAGAACGCGAGAAAGUAGCCUUGCUUCACCAACAAGGUUCUCAACAAGCAGAGUUGUUGAGAGAACAGGGUGCUCAACAGUUUGAACUGUUGAGACAGCAGCAGGCUGCUGCUGGCGGGUCGAUGCACUCGCGUCGACCCGAGACUUUGAAGAUUGACAUCUCUAAGCAUAGGGUAGUCGAAGAGGACUCCCUCUUGAGAUGGUUCGUCGAAUUAGACGACGCCAUAAGGACGCGUCGCAUCGACGAUGGGGAUGUGCAAGUUGCAUUUGCCCAGUCAAAUCUGGCAGGACGUGCCAAGACUUGGGCUUUGGGGCUCAAGUUUUUUUGCACGACCCAUAUGCGUUUGGGUCGUUAG